Stylophora pistillata is the source of this 2603-nucleotide messenger RNA. RefSeq names its product cytokine receptor-like factor 3. Gene Ontology annotation, molecular function: protein binding. Lineage: Eukaryota; Metazoa; Cnidaria; Anthozoa; Scleractinia; Pocilloporidae. The record is from RefSeq and is a predicted model, not a curated record.
AUGUUUUGCUUUGAAAGGACCGCGAGACACAGCAGGAUUGGACGCAGGAUCGAUCUUUUGCAGAGUAUUUCGCCUCCCACAGACUUUUUGAUACGAAAUUCGUCUUUAGCCAGGAACAAGUGUCUAACAUCAUGAGGUUCUAGCGUCACUCGCUUAUCAUCUCCCGGUCAAGUACGAUUGGCACCCAACAAUGAAAUAAAAUGGAGGAAGAAGAUGUAAUGAAUACUAGACUUGCAAUCAAGGAAUCACUGAAGAAGCUUGAUGAAUACACAACUUACCUGAGAUCAAGGCUAACAGACAUCAAGUCAACACGUGAAGGAGUCAACGAUAGCAUCAGCAAAGCACGUAUAGUGGUUAAUGAAAGAUUUGAAGAAAUCAGGAAGGAAAUAGCACAUGUGUUAGAAGCUCGCCAAAGAGGAAUUUUAAAUACUAUUGCUGAGAUAGAAAGGAAGGAUCUUGAUCCUCUGACUUCUUUGGAAGACAGAAUCAAUGGAGAUUUAGACAACACUGUACAGUGUAUCGAAAAAGGUAAUUCUGCUCUUGAUGAGGAUGAUGCAACCCUCCUGAGUGAAGGAAAGAACCUAAAUAAUGAGCUGCAAAUUUCAUCUAUAAGAUAUCCUGACACACCAUGUAUAUCACAAACCCUGUCUGUAACAUUCAGCGAGAGUCAUACCCAGUCAGUUAUAGAUGCAGUCAAUUCUUUGGGAGAAAUGUCUAUGACUGGAACACUUCAGAUUACUGAACUGUUAGAGCAGCCUGGAGCCAUCCUAGUGCAGUGGUAUGAUGAGACAUUUUCAGACAGUGAAUCAAUCACAGACUACAGUGGAGUUCAAGAGUACAUGCUACAGUGUUGUCGCACUGACAAUAAAGGAAACUGUGACUCUGUCUUUAGCACAGUGUACUGUGGUGAAGAAUCAUCACAUUUGGUUACAGAUCUGGAGCCGCAUGUGUCGUACACUUUCCGUGUCUGUGGAAGGUUUGGAAAAGAAGGGAAGUGGGGAUCAUGGAGUAUUCCAAGGAAUGGAAUAACAACACUUGACCAACAUGAAUGGUCUGCUGCGGAUUGCCUCAACCAGAAUAAACUUGCUGUCUAUCAGCUGAGUAACAGACGGAAAACUGCAACAAAAGUAUUCCCUGACUGUUCUAAGGUUUUGCGAUCAAAGACUAUGAGCUACAGACUUGACACAGCACUAGUUCUCAAGAUUGAGGAGACUGGUGACUCCAGCAAUGGUGACGGGAUUGGUCUUACUACUGGGUCAUUUGAUUUUAGCAAUGCUAGACAGGUCCUGCAAUGCCCUGGCUCUGUGAGCAUCAACUCCAAAGGUGUUGUCUACGUCAAUGGAGUACCCAUGACGACAAGAUUGCCACCAUUCAAACGUGGCUCUGUAGUUGUGUUCGAAGCAAGCAGAGUCUCCAAAUACAAGCUUCGAGUGUCAAUCACUAUGGAUGACAAGUUAGUGACAUUUGAUUGGCAGGUGGAUGACUCUUGUGAUGGAUUUUAUUUUGCAAUGGGUUUUCAACAUUCUGGUUGGCAAGUUUCAGUCUAACAUUAAAUUGUGUCCUCCUAGCUGAUAGCAUUUUAAGCCUUAUUGGUAGGUAUUAUAGAUUGGAAAUAUUUGAUUUUCAGAUAGUGAAUUUCAAAUUGAGUUUACUCAGUAAUUAUAACAAUAAAAAUUAAAGCAAAAUUUAAGUUUAAGGCAGUUUUUUGCCAUGAUAAAUUUUAAUGACCUCAAACCCUGUACUUCUACACGUAAGUACUUAGGGAACAGCAGGCAGGAUCUAUGAAGUUGUCGUGCUAGAUUUUCUGUUGCCACAUAGUGAGUAGUAAAGGAAUAAUCAAAUGUUGCCACAAUAUUAGUCUGACCAUUUAUUCGUAAAAUUCUGGUAAAGUCUGAAUUUAUAAUGUGAUAUGACAAGGCUGUCAUCAUUAUUUUGAUAUGUUGCUUCAAAUUGAUCAGCAUAAUUUCCAAUUUCUGUUUUUUGUUUUCUUAUUGUUGUUUUUUUUUUUUCGACAUAACUAUCUCAGUUGGCCUUGUCAGUGAAAUCUCAAUUUUUGCAAAAGAAUUUUAUAACAUUGUUCAUACACUUUUAGUUGAGUUUGCCAGGUAAAAAUGUUUACCAUCCAUUUUAAAAGCCAAAUUAUGUUUCAACUUCUGGGUUGCAAUACAAGGAAUUAUCCUGAUCAACUUGUGACAAUCUUAAAGGGAACAAGGAAUCUUGUGAGCACUUCCCUGUCACAGCUUCUUCACUUAAUCAUUUGGUCAAUUUUUCUUGAACUAUUAAGAAACUCCAUCAAAACCUAAACAAUGCUAUAGAGCACAAAGUUUCUCCAUAAUAUAUUGAUGCAAUUUUUUUAAAAAAAAAAAUAAAUCUGAUCUGUUGCUGAAUACUUUUCAAACAACCUCAACAUUUGUUUGAAAUAAUGCGACAACUUACUUGCAUAUGCAUCUGUUAAUAUAUUCUUGAAAAAUUAAUCAGGUCCCCAUAAGGGUGCUUAAAUAUUACUGUUGGUUUUUCUUGAUGGGGAUUAUAAACACCAGAUCACAAUCUUCUCAAUGAAAAUCUCACAGUUUGACUUUUAAUAAAGGUUCUGUUCACUCAAA